This is a messenger RNA of Plasmodium coatneyi, 1335 nucleotides long. RefSeq lists its product as uncharacterized. The record is from RefSeq and is a predicted model, not a curated record. Bases 1 to 1335 code for a protein of 444 amino acids. NCBI's taxonomy places the organism in Eukaryota, Apicomplexa, Aconoidasida, Haemosporida, Plasmodiidae. The transcript has 2 exons.
AUGAAAAAUUGUGUAAUUUUCCUUUUUCUGUUUUGCGCAUGUAUCAAGUAUGUCAGUUGCCAUGCCGAUCAAAUAAUUAACGAAAAAUUGACCAGCCUGGUUUUUAUGAGUUGUAAUUACCAAAAGGGGAAGACAAAUGAGAAGCUAAUAAAAUCGGUGGCGAAGAAGAAGCCACAACUUAUGCUCUGGGUUGGAGAUUACUUUUACUCAGAAUGUAAAGACUUGAAAUGCCUGCACGAAGCGUAUGAUUAUAUUAACAAGGAUCCCUUCUACAUAGAUUUAAAAAAAAAGUUUGUAAUUGACGGCAUAUAUGAUGAUCAUGAUUAUAAUAAAAAUAAUGGAGAUCGACUGUAUGAGCAUAAGAAGGAAAGCAAAACGCAGUUCUUAAACUAUCUGAAUGUUCCAAAAAAUGACGUGAGGUACAAACGGAAUGGUGCAUAUAUUUCGAAAUUGUAUAUAGACCCAGAGAAUGAAAAGAAUCAAGUGAAAAUUAUCAUUUUAGACACCAGAUAUAACAAAGACCCGUACCCCUUUUAUGCGCCUGAUUCAUACCAUGACGGUUUUAUGCAUAUGUUCGUCUCGUUCGCUGUUCGUUUUCACGCUGCUCUGUUCGGUUUAUACUGCGAUAGCAAGAAUGACAUUUUGGGCAAUGAGCAGUGGACAUGGCUGGAGAAGGAGCUUACCAACUCGAGUGCUCGGGCGCACAUUGUCAUUUCGUCUACUCAGAUUUUCUCCAACCAUGUAGUGAACGAAAAUUGGGGAUUAAUGCCAUUCGCCCAGAAGCGACUAAAAUAUUUAAUGAAUAAAACCAAACCAAAGGGGUUAAUCUUCCUAAGUGGUGAUGUGCACUUUGGAAGCAUACUUGGAAACGAAGAAAAUGUGCUGGAAGUCACAAGCAGUAGCGUAAAUCAGGAGAACAUAUUUAGCUACAUCAACAAUUAUUUCAUUUAUUUCUCCACUUAUUUUCUAAACAAGAAGAGUCCCUUCGAGUUAAACAAGAUAUUUGCAUUUAACAAUUUUGGCUCACUUAGCAUAUCAUACAUAAACGACGACGAAAUAAAAAUAAAAUCCGCAAUUCAUGACUCGGAUGGUAAUGAAAUUAUCGUGGCCAACCAAUCGUUUAAUAAAAAAAAAAACGUGUAUCAGAAAACACAGAACUUACACCUAUUGCAUGAUGACAUAGCAACGUUCGCGUGUAAGAGCAACGCAAAGGUGUGUAUACAAGUCAUAAUUUACAUACUGUUUGUGUUGUGGUUCUUGCAAAUUAUUUUCAUCUUCUGUAAGCUGCUCGGUUUUUGUAAGAAAAAGGUCGCAGACAAAACGAAGGGUGAGUAA